CCUUGGUCCACUUUCCACGCCUUUUCUAGUAGUUUUACUUGCAGAAAACUAUCAAAAUUGCUAUUCCAGAAUUCUUCUUGCCUUCCUCAGAAUUUCAGUUUGGCAAGAAGCAGUUUUUGGGGUUCAAUCAGAUUGCCCUGGAAGCAAUUAUUGUUCAAGAUUUCAUCUUUGAAAUUGGCCCUUUAGAUGAUUUCUUCUCUACCUGCAGUUGGAUUGAAUGCAUUGCAUGCUAGACUUGCUUGGCGUUAAUGCGUUUUUGGAUUUCCAUCAUUGGAUGAAGAUUCAUUGUUGAAGAAAGUGUAGAUUGAAUUGGGGUUGUUCCUAUUCUGGAAUUUUCCUACCUUCCAUUCAGUAGAGGAAUAUGUGUUAACUUUAAUGAUAGCGGAUUGACUUGUGUUAUAAGGAUAUACGAAAAUUAAAGCAGUGAAGCUAAAGUGUUUGGCUUUGAUUUGUUGGUUUUCUGGAUUGAUUCAGAUGAGAGGAUUGUGAGAAUUGAGCAUUGAAUCUCAAAUGGACUUAUUCCCUUGUAAGCAUUUGAGAUUCUUCGGGUUGCCUUUGAAUUCACUGGGAUGCAAAUGUUUUGCUUUGGUAACUAUUGUUUUGGUCGUUAGAGCUGUUCUUGUUCCUACUUUUUCUGGCUUUGGACAGAGGAAGUUUAUGUCAAUGCAUAACGAUAGCCCAGAGUUCCAAGUUGCAAAACCGAAGUUUUUAGAGGUUCCUCAAAUAGUAUGGGGUAUGAAUAACCAAAAAAUUGCUUUUGCUAGAGCGUGUUUGACUGCUAAAUUGAUGAAUCGAACUCUCUUGAUGCCUAGUUUGAGCGCCUCUCUGUUCUAUAAAGAAGUCGAUCUUUUGCAACCUAUCUCGUUCGAUAAAGUCUUUCAGUUUGAUAAGUUCAAUUCUAUUUGUGAGGGAUUUGUGAAACUGAGUCGUUAUUCUGAUGUUUCAAAUAAAAGUGAUGUCAUUGAGCUUCCAAAGGGCAGUGGUCGAAGGUGGACCAUUGAAAAAGAUUUGGAUCAGUUGAGACAGUUUAGUAAGCCUCCUUAUGAUGAUUACGAGACAGUUCGCAUUGUAGGAAAGAACCCUUUUUUGUGGCAUGAUCACUGGCCAGUCAAGGACUAUGCUAAGAUUUUUGAAUGCUUAGUUUUAGUGGAAGAAUUACUUGCCGAAGCUGAUAAAGUUGUUACCAAGAUUAGGGAAAUCGGACAGCAAGCAAGACAAAAAAUUGAGCUGCCUCAGACUGGUUUAGAAUCAGAUAGGCAAUUGUUGGAUCAUGUGCCCUAUGUCGCCGUUCAUAUGAGAAUAGAAAAAGACUGGAUGAUCCACUGCAAGAAGUUGGAGCAGCGGUUGAAUGUAAGUGAAAUCUGUAGCAGUAAAGAGCAGAUCCAAGAGAGAGUAGCAAACAUCAAGGGCCUGAAUCGUCCAAUAGUUGUUUACCUCGCUGUUGCUGAUACCCUUCUUGAAGAUAAUACCAUCUUGAAUGGUUGGAAAGAAGGGUUGCUUCCUUUUGAGAAGAAAAAGUUGGGUGUUCUUGAAAUCUACAAGAAGCAUCCAUAUCUUUUUCAGUCAGCUAUAGACUAUGAAGUCUGCUUGCGGUCUGAUGUAUUUGUUGGGAACAGUUUUUCCACAUUCUCAAGCCUCGUAGUUCUAGAUAGAACCCAGAAACUCAUGAAUAUGGGAGUUUCUAGGCAAUGUGGAAAUGAUGUCAGGUGGCAAUCUUAUGCCUAUAAUAUACAGGGAGAUCUAGAAGGGCCUCAGCCAUGGGCAACUAAUAUGUCAGACUCGAGCUUACAAGCAAUCAGCUACGGUACUAAUCACAUCUCUUGCUAAAUCCUGUGUAUUUGCCUCUGGUUACCUUCUGUCUGAUAAGUCGAAGAUAGUGAGCUUAUGGCUUUCUAUAAAUUUUUCUUGAGCAUUGGAGAAGGAUUCAUGUGAACCUCGAAUUUCUUAUUCUUUUGAUACUUGUAAGCUAGGUUGGGUGAACAGGACAUUGUAUAGUGUUUAGAUAUGUUGGCGCCUGUAUUUUAGGUCUAGGCUAGUUGAUGUUUUUAAAUCUUUGUUUGAGCUUUGAUUGAUCCCUAAUUUUUGUAGAAUGACUUUUUCUUCUUACAUAAACAUCAUUUAUGAAGUUCCAAGUUGCAGC
Molecule: messenger RNA, 2140 nt
Organism: Oldenlandia corymbosa var. corymbosa
Lineage: Eukaryota; Viridiplantae; Streptophyta; Magnoliopsida; Gentianales; Rubiaceae
Source: the annotation of a GenBank genome assembly